ACGCGCUCCCAAAUUAUAACCACCAGCAUCAGAGGCGGUGGGACAGGAGGGAACGGCGCUUUUUGUUUUUUCUUUUUUAUUUUAUGGGGACACUCAUAAUAUCCCGCCGCAUCUAAAGGCGAACAACCGCAAGGCAACGGUUUUAACAUUGCAUUUACCCCCUAAACGGUGCCGUUUAAUUGCAAGUGAUUGACCGAUCUGUUUUCCGUUUGCAUGCUGGUAAAGAGUAAGCAACAUACAUGACUGAGCCGUUUUACAACACAUCGCCUUUCUGGGCUUAAGGAAGUCUUUUUGUUUCUUAUCAAAGAUUCUGUGUUAUUUAUACCUUGCCAGCACGGCUCCAGUUGCUAGCCAUUUGGAGAGCGUGGUGAACGACUCAAGGAACAACAGACCGCCGAGCACAACUGAGGAUUUGAUGAGGCGUUUGAAUCCGGGCUUGUAAAUAUACAUUCUGCGCGAACGAUCCAGAUAUUUCUGUUAACAAUGACAUCCUGCAAAGCAAACAUGUUGUCUAUCGGAUUGCUCGCCCUUGGAUGCUUCGUUACUGUGGAGGUUAUAAUUCCUAUCGGACCCAUUGAGGCUCCAAAGACCUGCAGCCCCAAGCAGUUUGUGUGUAAAGACCAGGUGACGUGCAUCUCUAAAGGUUGGCGCUGCGAUGGAGAGAAGGACUGCCCCGAUGGCUCCGACGAGGCAUCUGAAAUCUGUCACCAAAGUCAGGUGUCCCAAUGCCCUCCUAAUGAAUUUGAGUGUCGAGGAACAGAUGUGUGUAUUCACUUGAGCAAGGUCUGUGAUGGCAUCUCGGACUGCGUGGACGGACGUGAUGAAGGCCAUCACUGCCUAGAGUUCAUCCAUAACUGCAGCAGCAUGGGCUGCCAGUAUAACUGCUCAGUCACACCAUUUGGGCCAAAGUGUUACUGCACGACUGGCUACGAGGUUGCUGAGGAUGGCAAGACCUGCCGAGAUUUUAAUGAGUGUGCGGUGUAUGGCAUGUGCAGUCAGACAUGCACCAACAUGGAGGGCUCUUACACCUGCAGUUGUGUGGAGGGUUACUUACCUCAGCCAGACAACCGCUCCUGCAAGGCUAAGAAUGACCCAGUGGAGCGUCCCCCAUACCUCCUCAUUGCCAACUCUCAGAACAUCCAGGCCACGUCACUGAGUGGCGCCAACCCCAUCUCCAUCAACACACGCAAGACCACCGCCAUGGACUUCGUCUAUGCCCAGGAGACUGUUUGCUGGAUCUAUGUAGGAGACACACCUGCCGCCACCCUGCUCAAAUGUGCCAAGUUCCCCAAUGCCAAGAGCUUUGCUGAGGAAAGGACCAUCAACAUCUCCCUCAGCCUGCACCAUGUGGAGCAAAUGGCCAUCGACUGGCUGACCGGGAACUUCUACUUUGUUGAUGAUGUGGAUGACCGCAUCUUUGUGUGCACCCAAGAUGGCACCACGUGUGUCAUCCUGCUGGACCUGGAGGUCUACAACCCCAAAGGCAUUGCGUUGGACCCAGCCAUGGGGAAGAUGUUCUUUACUGACUAUGGGCAGAUUCCCAAGGUGGAGCGCUGUGACAUGGAUGGGCAGAACCGCACCAAGUUGGUGGACAGCAAGAUCGUCUUCCCACAUGGCAUCACACUGGAUCUGGUCAGCAGGCUGGUGUACUGGGCCGAUGCGUACCUGGACUACAUCGAGGUGGUGGACUACGAGGGCAAGAACAGGCACACCAUCAUACAGGGCCUGCUGAUCGAGCACCUGUACAGUCUCACAGUUUUUGAAAACUACCUGUAUGCAACCAACUCAGACAACGCCAACCUGCAGCCCAAGACCAGUGUGAUCCGUGUGAACCGCUUCAAUAGCUCGGAGUUCCAGGUGGUCACGCGGGUGGAUAAGGGUGGAGCCUUGCACGUCUACCACCAAAGACGCCAGCCAGCGGUGCGCAGUCAUGCCUGUGCUCCUGACCAGUUUGGCAAGCCAGGAGGCUGCUCCGACAUCUGCCUGCUGGCCAACAGCCACAAGAGUCGCACCUGCCGCUGCCGUUCGGGCUUCAGCCUGGGAAGCGACGGCAAGUCGUGCAAAAAGCCGGAGCACGAGCUGUUCCUGCUGUACGGAAAAGGUCGGCCGGGCGUCAUCCGGGGCAUGGACCUGCAUGCUCGGGUGUACGAUGAGCACAUCAUCCCCAUUGAGAACCUGAACAACCCCCGGGCACUGGACUUCCAUGCCGAGACGGAGUUCAUCUACUUUAGUGACGCCACCACCUACACCAUCGGCCGGCAGAAGAUCGACGGGGCCGAGAGGGACAUCAUCGUGAAGGAUGGAAUCCACACUGUUGAGGGCAUAGCUGUGGACUGGAUGGGUCAGAACUUGUACUGGGCAGAUGAUGGACCUGAAAAGACCAUCAGCGUGGCCAAGCUGGAGAAAGCAUCCCAGACCCGCAAGACCCUUAUUGAGGGCAAGAUGACUCACCCACGAGCCAUAGUGGUGAAUCCUAUGCAUGGUAUGAUGUACUGGAGUGACUGGCAGGAGGAUUCCCGAGAUGCCAACCGCGGCAGUAUAAGGAAGGCCUGGAUGGACGGCUCCAACGCUGGAAUCCUCAUCACAUCCAAGAACAUGCUGUGGCCCAAUGGCCUGAGCCUGGACAUCCAGCAAGGCGUGCUCUACUGGGUGGAUGCGUACUACGACCGCAUCGAGAUGGUGCUGCUCAAUACCACAGAGCGCAAGACGGUGUACGAAGGCCACGAGCUGAACCACCCCUUUGGCUUGUGCCACUAUAAGAAUUUCCUGUUCUGGAAUGAGUACCGCAUCGGGAGUAUCUACAAGCUGGACAUGACCACAAAGAAUGUCACCCUGCUCCGCAACGAACGGCCGCCCAUUUAUGAGAUCCGCACCUACGACGCCCAGCAGCAGCAAAUCACAGGUCACAAUGUAUGCCGGGCCAGUAAUGGAGGCUGCAGCAGCCUGUGUCUUCUCACGCCAGUCGGCCGCACCUGUGCCUGCGCAGACGACCAAACCCUGGACGCCGACAACAAGACCUGCAAAGCCAACCCUUCGUACGUGCCGCCACCCCAGUGCCAGUCGGGAGAGUUUGCGUGCAAGAACAACCGCUGCAUCCAGGACCGCUGGAAAUGCGACGGCGACAACGACUGCCUGGACAACAGUGACGAGGCUCCGGAGCUUUGCCACCAGCACACCUGUCCGGCCGACCGCUUCAAGUGCCAGAACAACCGCUGUAUCCCCAUGCGCUGGCUCUGUGACGGUGACAAUGACUGCGGCAACGACGAGGACGAGUCUAACGCCACCUGCUCAGCUCGUACGUGCCCUCCCAACCAGUACCCGUGUGCCAGUGGCCGGUGCAUCCCCCUCUCCUGGACCUGCGACCUUGACAACGACUGUGGUGACCGCUCGGACGAGCCUGCCUCCUGUGCCUACCCUACCUGCUUCCCGCUCACCCAGUUCACCUGUGCCAAUGGACGCUGCAUCAAUGUUAACUGGCGCUGUGAUAAUGACAACGACUGUGGUGACAACAGCGAUGAAGCUGGCUGCAGUCACUCCUGCUCCAGCGUGCAGUUCAAAUGCAACAGCGGUCGCUGCAUCCCCGAGUACUGGACGUGUGAUGGCGACAACGAUUGCGGCGACAACAGCGAUGAGAAGAGCGCCAACUGCACCAACCAGGCCACGCGUCCCCCUGGGGGCUGCCACGCGGACGAGUUCCAGUGCCGUAUGGACGGUCUGUGCAUUCCCCUGCGUUGGCGUUGUGAUGGGGAUACGGACUGCAUGGACCUGAGUGAUGAGAAGCACUGCGACGGCGUCACGCACAUGUGCGACCCUGCUGUCAAGUUUGCCUGCAGGGACUCGGCUCGGUGUAUCAGUAGGGCGUGGGUGUGCGAUGGAGAUAGCGACUGCGAGGAUAACUCGGAUGAAGACAACUGCGAGGCACUGGCGUGCAAGCUCUCGCACCACGUGUGCGCCAGCAACGACUCCAUCUGCCUGUCGGCCGACAAGCUUUGCGACGGCAAAGACGACUGCCCCGAUGGCUCGGACGAGAAGCUCUGUGACCUGUGCUCGGCAGACAACGGCGGAUGCAGCCACAACUGCACCAUUGCCCCAGGCGAGGGCAUCCUAUGCUCAUGUCCACCGGGCAUGGAGCUCCGCGCUGACAACAAGACAUGCCAGAUCCAGAGCUUCUGUGCUAAGCACCUGAAGUGUAGCCAGCGGUGCAUCCAGGAAAAGGCCACUGUUAAGUGUGCGUGCUACGAGGGCUGGGCCCUAGAGCCAGACAACGAGAGCUGCAAGAGUACCGAUCCUUUCAAGCCCUUCAUCAUCUUUUCCAACCGGCACGAGAUCCGCCGGAUUGACCUUUAUAAGGGGGAGUUUAGUGUCCUGGUUCCCAGUCUGAGGAACACAAUUGCCCUGGACUUCCACCUCAACCAGAGUGCCCUCUACUGGACAGACGUGGUGGAGGACAAGAUCUACCGGGGCAAACUGUCUGAAAACGGAGCUCUUACCAGUUUCGAGGUGGUUAUCCAGUACGGCCUGGCUACUCCAGAGGGUUUGGCUGUAGACUGGAUUGCAGGGAACAUCUACUGGGUGGAGAGCAACCUAGACCAGAUUGAAGUGGCCAAGCUAGAUGGUACCAUGCGCACCACCCUACUGGCUGGAGAGGUGGAGCACCCUCGAGCUAUUGCCCUUGACCCUCGAGAUGGUAUCUUGUUCUGGACAGACUGGGACGCUAGUUCUCCCAGGAUAGAGGCUGCGUCCAUGAGCGGAGAUGGCCGUCGUACCAUCCACAGAGAAACUGGCAAUGGAGGUUGGCCCAACGGCCUCACCGUUGACUACCUAGAGCGUCGUAUUCUGUGGAUUGAUGCUAGGUCUGACGCCAUCUAUUCCGCUGCGUAUGACGGUUCCGGCCUGAUCGAAGUUCUUCGGGGACAUGAAUACCUGUCACAUCCCUUCGCCGUCACCAUGUAUGGGGGAGAGGUUUACUGGACGGACUGGCGCACCAACACGCUGGCCAAGGCCAACAAGUGGACAGGUCACAACGUGACAGUGGUGCAGAGGACAAACACACAACCCUUCGACCUGCAAGUGUACCAUCCUUCCAGACAGCCACAGGUGCCGAACCCCUGUGAGGCGCGUGGCGGAAAGGGCCCAUGCUCACACCUGUGCCUCAUCAACUACAACCAAACUUUCUCCUGUGCCUGUCCCCACCUCAUGAAGCUGCGGCCCGACAAGCACACCUGCUAUGAGUCUCGCCAGUUCUUGCUGUAUGCACGCCAGAUUGAGAUUAGAGGGGUGGACAUUGAUAAUCCCUAUUACAACUACAUUAUCUCCUUCACCGUGCCCGUUAUCGAUAACGUAACGGCUGUGGAUUAUGACGCCACAGAGCAGCGCAUCUACUGGUCCGACGUACGCAUGCAGAUGAUCAAAAGAGCCUUCAUCAAUGGCACAGGCGUGGAGACAGUAGUGUCAGCCGACAUUCCCAACGCCCAGGGCCUUGCUGUGGACUGGGUAUCUAGGAACCUGUUCUGGACCAGCUAUGAUGCCAGCAAGAAGCAGAUCAACGUGGCCCGUCUGGACGGCUCCUUCAAGAACUCUGUCAUCCAUGGACUGGACAAACCCCACUGCCUUGUGGUACAUCCCAUGCUCGGAAAGCUCUACUGGACUGACGGAGACAACAUCAGCAUGGCCAACACGGAUGGCAGCAACCGCACUUUACUCUUCACCAAUCAGAAGGCCCCUGUUGGGCUCUCCAUUGACUUUGAUGAGGAGAAGCUGUACUGGAUCAGUUCAGGCAACAGCACCAUAAACCGCUGCCAGCUGGAUGGCUCAGGUCAUGAGGUCAUAGAGGGAGUGAAGGGCAAACUGACCAAAGCCACAACUCUCGCUGUUAUGGGGGACAAGUUGUGGUGGGCGGACCAGGGAACGGAUCAGGUGGGCACUUGCGACAAGAUUGAUGGUGGCAACUGGAAAGUUCUGAGGAACAACACGUCACCUGUGAUGCAUAUGAAGAUCUAUAAUGAGACAGUCCAACAGAAAGGUACAAACCUGUGUACGAAAAACAAUGGAGACUGUUCUCAGCUGUGUCUGCCCACGUCUGCCAGCAGCAGGGCCUGCAUGUGCACUGCAGGUUACAGCUUGAAGAGUGGCCAGCGCUCCUGCGAGGGUAUGGGCUCCUUCCUGCUCUACUCGGUGCACGAGGGCAUCCGUGGCAUCCCUCUGGACCCGGCUGACAAAUCCGAUGCCCUUGUACCAGUGUCUGGCACCUCUCUGGCUGUGGGCAUUGACUUCCAUGCUGAGAAUGACACCAUCUACUGGGUGGACAUGGGGUUGAGCACCAUCAGCCGAGCCAAGAGGGACCAGACCUGGAGGGAAGACGUGGUCACCAACGGCAUCGGCCGUGUGGAAGGCAUUGCUGUGGACUGGAUCGCAGGCAACAUCUACUGGACCGACCAGGGCUUCGACAUGAUCGAAGUGGCCAGGCUCAAUGGCUCCUUUCGCUAUGUGGUCAUCUCGCACGGCCUGGACAAACCCCGUGCCAUCGCUGUGCAUCCAGCCAAAGGGUACCUGUUCUGGACAGAGUGGGGACAGUACCCACGUAUCGAGAGGUCUCAGUUAGACGGCUCUGAGAGAAUAGUUCUGGUCAACGUUAGUAUCAGCUGGCCCAACGGCAUCUCCAUUGACUACCAGGAGGAUCUGCUCUACUGGUGUGAUGCUCGGACCGACAAAAUCGAGCGUAUUAAUCUGGAGACGGGCAACAACCGCGAGCUGGUCCUGGCUGUUCAUAACAUGGACAUGUUUGCUGUGUCUGUGUUCGAGAACUACAUCUACUGGAGCGACAGAACGCAUGCUAAUGGAUCCAUCAAGAGAGGUAACAAGAAUAAUGCCACGGACAUGGUGUACCUGAGAACAGGCAUCGGGGUGCAGCUGAAAGAUAUCAAAGUGUUCAACCGAGCCAGGCAGAGAGGCGACAACAUCUGCAGAAAGAACAACGGCGGCUGCGAGCAGCUGUGCUUGUACCGAGGCAACGGCGCACGCACCUGCGCGUGCGCGCACGGCGUGCUGGCCGAGGACGCCCGCACCUGCCGCGACUACGAGGGCUACCUGCUCUACUCGGAACGGACCAUCCUGAAAAGCGUGCACCUGUCGGACGAAACCAACCUCAACGCACCCAUCAAGCCCUUCGAGGACCCGGAGCACAUGAAGAACGUCAUUGCUCUCACGUUCGACCACAGAGGCAGCAGUGGCAAAGGGACCAACCGCAUCUUCUACAGUGACAUCCACUUUGGCAACAUCCAGCAGAUCAACGAUGAUGGCUCGGACCGCAAAACCAUCGUGGAGAACGUGGGCUCAGUGGAAGGCUUGGCCUACCACAGGGCCUGGGACACACUGUACUGGACCAGCUACACCACCUCCACCAUUACCCGCCACACAGUGGACCAGGCACGCCGUGGAGCCUUUCACAGGGAGACUGUGGUCACCAUGUCUGGAGACGACCAUCCCCGAGCCUUUGCCUUAGAUGAGUGCCAAAGUCUCAUGUUCUGGACGAACUGGAAUGAGCUGUCCCCCAGUAUCUUGCGGGCAUCGCUGUCUGGCGCCAACGUGCUGGUGAUUGUGGGCAGUAGCAUCCGCACGCCCAAUGGCCUGGCUAUCGACCACCGCGCCGAGAAGCUCUACUUCUCUGAUGCCUCGCUGGACAAGAUCGAGCGUUGCGAGUACGACGGCAGCAACCGCUUUGUGGUUCUGAAGAGCGAUCCCGUGCACCCGUUUGGUCUGGCUGUGUAUGGCGAGUACAUCUUCUGGACGGACUGGGUGCGGAGGGCUGUUCUCCGUGCUGACAAAUACGGCAGAGACAUGAAGUUGCUCCGUGCAGACAUCCCUCAGCAGCCCAUGGGUAUCAUCGCUGUGGCCAAAGACACCAACAGCUGCGAGUUCUCGCCAUGUCACAACAAUAAUGGCGGCUGCGAGGAUCUCUGUCUCCUGACCUCAGAGGGGCGGGUGAACUGCAGUUGCCGCGGCGACCGCAAACUCAUGGAUGGCAAUGUCUGCAUCGCGGAGAACACGACAUGUCACAGCAUAGACGAGUUUGAGUGUGGCAAUGGUGACUGCAUCAACUACAGCCUGACCUGUGAUGGGCGUGCGCACUGCAAAGACAAGUCAGACGAGAAGCCGUCCUACUGCCUGAACCGUGGUUGUAAGAAGGGCUAUCGGCGGUGUCUAAACGGCCGCUGUAUCAAACACAACUCCUGGUGCGACGGCACAGAUGACUGUGGAGACCGCUCUGACGAACUGCCCUGCAACAUGACGCUGUGUGGUGCCUCGGAGUUCCAGUGUAAGGACGGCGCCUGCAUCUCCAACUCCAGCCGCUGUAACCAAGUAGUGGAUUGUGAGGAUGCCAGCGAUGAAAUUAACUGCAGCCCUACGGACUGCUCCAGCUUCUAUCUUCUGGGCGUAAAGGGUGUGACCUUCCAGAGGUGCGAGUUCACCACGCUUUGCUACGCCCCCUCCUGGCAGUGCGAUGGCUCUAACGACUGUGGGGACUUUUCUGACGAGAGGAACUGUCCAGAGAAGAGGAAGCAGAAAUGUCCUGUGAACUUCUUUGCCUGCCCCAGUGGUCGCUGCAUUCCCAUGAGCUGGACCUGUGACAAAGAAAACGAUUGUGAGUACGGAACAGACGAGACGCACUGCGAUAAAUUCUGCUCAGCCACGCAGUUUGAGUGUGGCAACCAUCGCUGUAUCUCUAGCUCGUGGGUGUGCGAUGGAACGGACGACUGCGGAGAUCACACCGACGAGGACAGCCGAUGCAAGUCAAAGACCUGCAGUCCAGAAGCCUUCCACUGCCCCGACUCGUACAUCUGCGUGCCGCAACGCUGGAAGUGUGACGGUGACGAGGACUGCCCCGACGGGGCAGAUGAAGGCGUUAAGGCUGGGUGUGCAAACAAUAAGACAUGUGAAGAUUCAGAGUUCCAGUGCCAGAAUAAGCAGUGCAUCCCCAAGCACUUUGUGUGCGACCACGACUUGGACUGUCGUGAUGGUUCUGACGAAUCUCCUGUGUGCGAAUACCCCACUUGUGGGCCCAACGACUUCCGCUGUGCUAAUGGCCAAUGCCUGAAGCAGAAAAGCUGGGAGUGUGACGGCGAGUUUGACUGCCACGACCAUUCCGACGAAGCCCCCAAGAACCCCCACUGCACAGAACCAGAGAAGCGCUGUAAUGACUCUGCACACCUGUGCAACAACGGGAAGUGCGUGAGCGAGCAGGUUUUGUGUGACAGGAAGGAUGACUGUGGAGACGGCUCGGAUGAACACAACUGCUUCGUCAACGAGUGUCUCAGCAGCAGGCUGAGUAGCUGCUCACAGCUUUGCGAGGACCUGAAGAUCGGCUACAAGUGCCGGUGCGAGCCAGGUUUCCGUCUGAAGCAGGAUGGGAAGACCUGUGUGGAUGUGGACGAGUGCACCACCACGUACCCCUGUUCACAGCGCUGCCUUAACACCCACGGUAGCUUCCACUGCCUUUGCGUGGACGGCUACGUGGCCCACGCCAACGACUCCACCCGCUGCAAGUCCACGUCCGAGGAGGAACCUUUUCUCAUCUUUGCUAAUCGCUACUACCUAAGGAAACUGAACCUUGAUGGCACCAAUUAUACUCUCAUCAAACAGGGUCUGAAUAAUGCGGUGGCACUGGACUAUCACUACGCAGAGCAGAUGAUCUACUGGACGGACGUGACCACGCAGGGCAGCAUGAUUCGCCGCAUGCACAUCAACGGCAGUAACGUGGAGGUGCUGCACCGGACGUCCCUGAGCAAUCCGGACGGGCUAGCCGUGGACUGGGUUGGAGGGAACCUCUACUGGUGCGACAAGGGCCGAGACACCAUCGAGGUGUCCAAGCUGAAUGGUGCCUACAGGAGCGUCCUAGUGAACAGCGGCCUGCGAGAGCCACGCGCCGUGGCAGUGGAUGUGCACAACGGCUAUCUGUACUGGUCAGACUGGGGGGACAUCCCGCAUAUUGGCCGUAUUGGGAUGGAUGGCAGUGACUGGAGAAUCAUCAUCAAGGACAGGAUCACAUGGCCCAAUGGUCUGACACUGGACUUCAUCAAUGAACGCAUCUACUGGGCCGACGCUCGGGAAGACUACAUCGCCUUCGCCAGCCUGGAUGGCACAAACAGGCACACAGUGCUGAACCAUGAUAUCCCACACAUCUUUGCCAUGACUCUCUUCGAGGACUACAUAUACUGGACCGACUGGGAGACCAAGUCCAUCAACAGAGCCCACAAGACCCAGGGCACCAACAAGAGCAUGUUGAUCAGCACCCUACACAGGCCCAUGGACAUACACAUCUACCAUCCCUACAGACAGCCUCAGGUGGAGAAUCACCCGUGUCAGGUGGAAAAUGGAGGCUGCAGUAACCUCUGUCUGCUGGCUCCCGGAGGGAGCUUCAAGUGUGCCUGCCCCACCAACUUCUACCUUGCUGCAGAUGGCAAACAGUGCCUGUCCAACUGCACGGCGAGCCAGUUUGUGUGUAAGAAUGACAAGUGCAUCCCCUUCUGGUGGAAGUGUGACACUGAGGAUGACUGUGGAGACAGAUCUGAUGAGCCUGCUGACUGCCCUGACUUUAAGUGCAGACCGGGGCAAUUCCAGUGUGGCACAGGCAUCUGCACCAACCCAGCCUACAUCUGUGACGGAGACAACGACUGCCAGGACAACUCGGAUGAGGCCAACUGUGACAUCCAUGUGUGUCUGCCAAGCCAGUUCAAGUGUUCCCACCCCAGCCGCUGCAUUCCCGGAUUCUUCCGAUGUAACGGCCUGAACAACUGCGGUCAGGGAGAAGAUGAGAAAGAUUGCCCGGAGGUGACGUGUGCUCCCAACCAGUUCCAAUGUGUGAUCACAAAGCGAUGCAUUCCGCGUGUCUGGAUGUGUGACCGGGACAAUGACUGCGUGGACGGAUCUGACGAACCAGCCAACUGCACUCAGAUGACGUGCGGCGUGGACGAGUUCCGCUGUAAGGAUUCAGGCCGCUGCAUACCCGCACGCUGGAAAUGCGACGGCGAGGACGACUGCGGCGAUGCCUCGGACGAGCCCAAGGAGGAGUGCGAUGAGAGGACGUGUGAGCCCUACCAGUUCCGCUGCAAGAACAACCGCUGCGUGCCAGGCCGUUGGCAGUGCGACUACGACAACGACUGUGGAGACAACUCGGAUGAAGAGAAGUGUGAGCCACGACAGUGCUCAGAGAGCGAAUUUGCCUGCACUAACGGCCGCUGCAUCGCUGGCAGAUGGAAGUGUGACGGAGAUCAUGACUGCGCUGACGGCUCUGACGAGCACGGCUGCGAUCUGAAGUGUGAUGGAGACCAGUUCCAGUGUAAGAACGGCCACUGCAUCCCCCUGCGCUGGCGCUGUGAUGCUGACCCCGACUGCAUGGACAGUAGUGAUGAGGAGAGGUGUGAUGUUGCAGUAGAACGUCUCUGCCCCAGUGACGAGUUCCAGUGCAAUAACACUCUGUGUAAGCCGCUGGCCUGGAAGUGCGACGGAGAGGAUGACUGUGGCGAUAACUCCGACGAGAACCCCGAGGAGUGCCGGAAGUUCCAGUGUCCACCCACCAGAAACUUCCGCUGCCAGAAUGACCGCGUGUGCCUGUGGCGUGGCAAAGUUUGCGACGGCGUGAACCACUGUGGAGACAGCUCGGACGAGCUCAGCUGCGACAAGCGCGUGAGCAAGUGCGACAAGGAUCAGUUCCGCUGCAACAACGGCAGGUGCGUCAGCUCCACGCUGCGCUGCAACUUGUUCAACGACUGCGAGGACUACGGCUCGGACGAGAUCGGCUGCAAGGCGGAUGUCGUGCUAAAUGACUGUAAGAGUAACAAGUCUCUGUGUGGGGAGACAGAGGAGGUGCACUGUGUGACCAACGGUACAGACUCCUACUGUUCCUGCAAGCCAGGCUUCCAGAGUGCUUUUGGUGUCAAGAACUGCCAAGACAAGAACGAGUGCAGACAGUUCGGCGUGUGCUCCCAAAUCUGCAACAACACCAAGGGCUCAUACAAGUGCAGCUGCCAUAAGCACUUCACCAAGAUCAACGACACCUGCAAGGCCGACAGUCUGAACAUCAGCAGACAGGUGCUCUACAUCGCCGACGACAACGAAAUCCGCAGCCUGGAUCCAGGCGUGCCCAACUGGGUGUACGAGCAGAUCUUCCAGGGUGACGCGAAUGUGCGAAUCGAUGCCAUGGACCUGCACAUCAAGACCAACCGCAUCUUCUGGACCAACUGGCACACCAGUGGCAUCUCCUCCUUCCAGUUGCCUUCCUCAUCCUCUUCUUCUGGCCCGUCAUCCAACUCCCACCGCAACAGGCGGCAGAGUGAAGGGACUGUCACCAACCUUGAAAUCCCGGGUCUGAAGACACCCAGGGGCAUUGCAGUGGAUUGGGUUGCCGGGAACCUCUACUGGACGGACUCGGGCCGUGAUGUCAUUGAGGUGGCGCAGAUCUCUGGCCAGAACAGAAAGACUCUGAUCUCAGGAAUGAUUGACGAGCCUUAUGCCAUAGUGGUGGAUCCACCCAGGGGGACAAUGUACUGGGCAGACUGGGGUAAUCACCCCAAAAUUGAGACAGCGGCCAUGGAUGGCACUCUGAGACAGACACUGGUGCACGAGAACCUGCAGUGGCCUACAGGGCUGGCUGUGGACUACUUCAACGAGAGGCUCUACUGGGCUGACACCAAGCUCUCAGUCAUUGGCAGUGUGCGGCUGGAUGGCACAGACCCCAUCGUGGCUGUCUCCAAUGUCAAAAACAAGCUCCUCCACCCGUUCAGCAUUGAUAUCUUUGAGGACUACAUCUAUGGCGUCACCUACGUCAACAAUUACGUGUUCCGUGUCAACAAGUUUGGCAAGGGGCCGAUGGAAAACCUGACCACUGGCAUCAACCAUGCCACUGACAUAGUGCUCUACCACCGCUACAAACAGCCAGAAAUGGCUAACCCAUGCGACAGGAAGAAGUGCGAGUGGCUGUGUCUGCUCAGCCCCACUGGUCCUGUCUGCACCUGCCCUAAUGACCGUGUCCAUGACAACGGCACGUGUGUGGAACUGCCCCCGGCAACCCAGUCUCCAGAAACUCCCUCUUGUAACGUCGAGUGUCUCAACGGUGGCAGUUGUUUCUUGAACGCUCGGAGUCAGCCCAAGUGCCGCUGCCCUACCAGCUACAGAGGAGAGAGGUGUGAGAUUGACCAGUGUAGAGACUACUGCAAGAACGGAGGAACCUGCUCCCCAUCGCGCACUGGUGCUCCUACUUGCCGCUGCGUGCCGGGAUUCACUGGGCCAAACUGCAAUCAGAACACUUGCAAGGACUACUGCCAGAACGGAGGCACCUGCACCGUCAGCCUGGGCAACCAGCCUAUGUGCCAGUGCCCUGACGGUCACCUGGGAGACCAGUGCCAGUACACUCAGUGCGAGGGCUUCUGCGAGCAAGGGGGCACGUGUCAGCAGACAGCCAAUGGCACGAGACAUUGCCGCUGCCCGCCGCGAUUCCUCGGCCCCACCUGCGAUCUGGACAAGUGUCUGUACUGCGGACAGAGCAAGUGUGUGCCCCAGCACUCAGACAGCGUGCUGUGCAGCUGUGCUAAUGAUAGGAUACAGCCCAGCUGCUUCACCUGCAACGACUUCUGCAUCAAUGGUCAAUGUUCUGUAGACCCACGCACCAUGCUCCCACAGUGCAAGUGUCCUACAGGUUUGCAUGGUUUCCGUUGUGAGCUUGCCUCUCGUGUGGAUUCUGGAGACUCCUCUGGGAACGCUGCCUCUGUAAUCAUCCCAGUGCUGCUCCUGCUAAUGCUGGCACUGCUGGUGGUUGGCGCCAUCUUGUGGUACAAGAAGAGAAUGCGUGGCGCGAAGGGUUUCCAGCACCAGAGGAUGACCAAUGGGGCCAUGAAUGUGGAGAUUGGGAACCCUGCGUAUAAGAUCUAUGAGGGGGAGCCUGAUGAUGACGCAGGAGAGCUGCUAGACUCAGAUUUUGCCUUGGACCCAGACAAGCCUACGAACUUCACCAACCCAGUGUACGCCACGCUGUACAUGGGCGCCCACAACAGCCGCAACUCCUUGGGCAGCACGGACGAGAAGAAGGAACUGCUGUCUGCAGGGGAUGAGGAGAUGAGCGACCCGCUGGCGUAGAUCCACCCCGAGCCCUGCCCACCCACACAGCCUUGGGCCCACCCACUGUCCAUCCCAGGCCAUUACACAUCAGAAGAAAAGCAACAAGAGAAGAGAACACUGUACAAAAUGUAAAAAAAAAAAACUAAACAAAAAAUGAAGGACUACUUUUGUAUGUGAUUGCAGUAUUAUAUUUUAUUCUUUGAGAAAUCCUUCCAGUCAAAAAGAAAACAUUUUUCUAUACCUUUUUUUUUUUUUUUUUUAACCAUUAAUCACCUAGCAACCUUGUCUCUGCCCACCAUUGUAGCCUCUACCUCUGUGCUAAAUGAGAUGCCAACAACAGUAACUUUGAAAUUCUUUUUUUGUAUGAAUUGUAUAGAAUACAUGGUUCUAUAGGAAAAGGAAAUAGGCGAGUUUAUUUUGUUGUCGUCGUCAGUGAACCAAUAAGGGAGAGAAGAAGGGUCAUGAAGAGUGCUGAGGCCAGAUUGGUCCAUGUUCCAGUAUGUGUAUUGGUACUGCUGGAGGAGAGGCGCGUGCGUGCGUGCGUGCGUGCGGGUUCAUGAAUGCAUGUGUGUAAACUAGAAUUAUAAUGUCUUACUCCUUGCACAGAUUGAUUUUAUAUAUAUAUAUUUACAUAUAUACAUCAUUUUAACAAGUGUCUUGAAAAAUGUACCCAGGAAUACAUGCAGACAGUUGUACAGCAGUCUGGUUAAUGUGAUGGUUUUAGAGGCUAAAGAGAUGUCCACCCUGAAACAAGAAUGUCAUGAGUGAGGUGAUGGCUGUUAAUCCACAAACGAAUAAUGAUGAACAGUAGAAGUCAACAUUCCAAAAUUGUUUCCAGAGUUGUAUCUUUUGUGUGAGAAUGUAAAAAUAUCUACAGUUGAGAUGUCCAAAGGAACUCGAUAGUUUGAUGGUAUGAUGAACAGUGUUCAGGUCUCCCCCGAUGCCGUGUCUUCUAGGAGGUCUGGGACCACGAGGAUGAAAGAAAAAAAUGGAAGUUUAUUGUCAAGUUUUGUCUCUUUCAGUGGGAUUUCAAGGGAGAACUGUUGCAUACCACUUCAGUUGGAACUUCAAUUAAUAUUUUAUUUUUUUUAAUCCUGUGAUGUCAUAUAAAUUUGAUUUUAAAGCUCA
Messenger RNA from Electrophorus electricus (electric eel), 15237 nucleotides. Its product is annotated as low density lipoprotein receptor-related protein 1Ab. The record is from RefSeq and is a predicted model, not a curated record. Gene Ontology annotation, biological process: receptor-mediated endocytosis. Gene Ontology annotation, cellular component: apical plasma membrane; signaling receptor complex; plasma membrane. Gene Ontology annotation, molecular function: hormone binding; protein binding; calcium ion binding. Lineage: Eukaryota; Metazoa; Chordata; Actinopteri; Gymnotiformes; Gymnotidae.